AUGCCUCCCUCCCCGACCGCAACGGUGACAUACAGGAAGAAAGAUGGCACUCUCACCAUCUCCGCCGAUCACAAAUACCUCUUCUUCACUCCCGCCGCGCCGCCAGCGGCCUCGCCCGCCGUGACGAUCCCCGUCGCCGACAUCACCAAUCUCCAACAGACGCCUGAGAAGAGUGCGAAGGUUGCGUUGAAGGUUCUCGUCAAGAACGAUGAUUAUACCUUCUACUUCACGAGCAAAGAUGCCGCGAGGAAAGAGCAGGAGACGGUGACGGAUACGUUGCGGAAUCAAAUCGCCGCCAACAAAGCGAGUAGUGCCGCUCAAUUCAUCCCUCCCACUCCUGAGGCGCGGCAGCAGCAAGAUGCCGGGGACACGGGCCAGUCGGCUGCCAUGGCUAUCGCCAAAGCCGUUUCGUCAAAGACUGCCGACGACGAGUGGUACGACGACAACAAGCUCAUCCACGACAUCCAGCUCCAACGCUCCCUCCUCGACGCAAAUAAGUCUCUGGCCGCCCGCUUCAACCAAGCGCUCAAAGAACGCCCCGAAAGCGUCUCCGUCUCGCAAUUCACAUCUCAAUUCUGGUCUGCACGGUUACAUCUCCUCCGCGCCCAUGCUAUCGAAAAGACGCAGCAGCAUGGACAAUACAAUGUAUUACCUGAAAUCCGCUUCACACGGAUCGCGGGCGAGAAGGAGGGCGAUCCGGAUAUCAAGCAGCUCAACAUUACCAAAGAACAGAUCAACCUGCUCUUCAAACAAUACCCCGUGGUGAAAGAGGCGUACAACGAAAAUGUCCCCCCGCUCGACUCCAAACAAUUCUGGACGCGAUUCUUCAGCAGUCGCCUGUUGAAGAAAUUGAAGGGCGAGAAGAUCACCUCCCACGACCCUCCGGAUUCCGUGCUGGACAAGUACGUCGAUCGGAGGGAGGGUGCUGCAGGCCCGGCUGGCAUCAGCCAUAUCCCGCAUUUCAUGGAUUUGGAGGGCAACGAGCAGAAUCACAGUCAGCGAAAGGGGAAUCGGCCGGAUCAAGAUAUGCGGCCGAGCUCAUACGACAAAGUGCCGAUUUUGCGCGUGCUCAAUAAUCUUUCGGAGAAGAUGUUGGCGCAGGUCGCGCCGGAGGAUGGCGAGGCGCAUCAGCCGGUCGGGAUGGAUGAGGAGACGUUUGAGCAGUUGCGGUUGAGGGAUUUGGCCAUGGAUGAUGGGGAUUAUCGUGUUCGGUUGAAUGUGAGGGAGCAGGCGAGGUUGGGAGGGAGUGGAGCGGAAGAGGAUCUGAGUGCUGAAGCCAAGAUGUAUGCUCGACUUGAUUCGGUGAAAGUACUGGAUGGGUUGAGGAUGGAUCUCGACCCAUCGCAUUUGGGCGGCGACGGGAAAGCAAACCUGAAACUCGAUCAAGCGAUCGGGUAUCACUCCGACGACGACUCGGACUCAGAAGAAGAAGACGACGAGACCUCACAACCCAACGGCCACCAUACAACGAAGAAACGCCCCCAAAUUGGCUCCCACCCCGCCCUCAAAGCAGCCACAACAUCCAUCCUCACCUCAAUCCACCACCGCCGCCUCGCCGCCUCCUCCGACCCCACUGCCCUCCUAGGCCUAAGCCAAACAACCUUCGACCAGCUCACCAUCACCCACAACACCACCACCGAAUUCCUGCACUACUUCUGGUCCCUCUUCCUCUCCGGGGACGCGACUCGCACUUCCGAGCUGGCGCAGCUCGUAGCUACGCUUGACCGCUGUUUGGAUCGCUUUGAGGCUGUGGCGGUCGCGGCGGAGGAGGAGAGGGGGAAGAAGGUGGAGGGGCUCAAGAGGCAGGUUGCGGAGUAUGAGCGGCGGACGGGGAAGCGGAGACGGCUGGAUUUGGAGGGGGUUGGUGGGGGGCAGGAGGUGGUGGAGAGGAUGGUGAAGCCUACUGUUGAGGCGCUGAGAUUGGCGGGUCGGGCGUAUAAGAAGGCUUUGGAGGAGCAGAUGGGGGAGGUUGGGCCUGUGGCUGCGGUGGGGUGA
Neohortaea acidophila is the source of this 1995-nucleotide messenger RNA. RefSeq lists its product as uncharacterized. NCBI's taxonomy places the organism in Eukaryota, Fungi, Ascomycota, Dothideomycetes, Mycosphaerellales, Teratosphaeriaceae. Gene Ontology annotation, biological process: transcription by RNA polymerase I; nucleotide-excision repair; transcription by RNA polymerase II. Gene Ontology annotation, cellular component: transcription factor TFIIH core complex; transcription factor TFIIH holo complex. Bases 1 to 1995 code for a protein of 664 amino acids. The record is from RefSeq and is a predicted model, not a curated record. The transcript has a single exon.